AUGAGGGCAGCUGGAUUAAUCAAUGAGACCGAAUAUAGAAAGUUGAUCAGACAUAACAGUGUUAUACCUAAAUUAUACUGCCUAAGAAAAAUUCACAAAGGAACAUUGAGUUUAAGACCAAUAGUAAGCAACAUUAAUGCACCCACCUACAACCUGGGAAAACUUAUGCAUGACAUCCUAUCCAAGGUUUUAUCAACAUCACCAUACAAUGUUAAAAAUUCCAUUCAAGUCAAAGAGAUCAUCAGGAAUAUUGUGGUACCAAAAGGUUAUAUACUUAUAUCACUUGAUGUAGUUUCCCUAUUCACAAACAUUUCCAAAGAACUAGUAAUCAUAGUUACACAUAAGAGAUGGCACUACAUCAAGAAUUUCACUAAUCUAGACAAAUCUACUUUCAUAUCACUGAUAGAGUUAUGUUUUGAAGGUGGAUACUUCAGCUUCAACAAUAAAUUUUACCAACAACUAAUGGGCACUGCAAUGGGAGCCCCUGCAAGUACCAGCUUUGCAAAUUUAGUGAUGAAUGACUUGUUCGACUUCGUAUACGAGAAAUUAGGUUUCCACAUACUUAUGAUGUUGCUAUAUGUAGAUGACACUUUGAUGUUGAUCCCUGCAGUAAUGAGACAAACUAUUAUUGAUCUGUUCAACUCAUACCAUCCCAAUAUAAAGUUCACUGUAGAGGAUGAAAAUGAAAACAAAAUUACAUUCUUGGAUCUUUCAAUAACAAGAGAGGACGACAAUUUAACAACCAGUUGGUACACAAAAGCUAUAAGUUCCAAUAGAAUAAUCAACUACUACAGCAAUCAUAGUAACACCCAAAAAGUAAACACGGCAAUUAGUUUGAUGUAUAGAGCAUUAUCUUUAAGUGACAGCAAAUUCAGAGAUGAGAGUACACAGAGAGUUUGUGACAUUUUGAGAGAAAACAACUACCCCAAAUAUGUCAUUCGACGAGUUGUGAAUAAGACCAAGGAAAAAUUGGACAACACCCAACAAAGGAACAAAGAACCAACACAAUAUUACAGAUUCCCUUUCAUACCCGGCCUCUCACAGAAGAUUUCAAGAAUUUUCAAGAGGAUUGGUUGCACUGGUGCAUUUUACAACAAGAUCACAACGGGAAAAUACUUCACGAAAUUAAAAGAUUGUGUACCGACAAUGUCACAAUCGUCAGUGGUAUAUAAGAUUCCAUGCUCUAAUUGCGAGAAGACCUACAUCGGACAGACGAAACAACCAUUGAAGGACAGAAUUAGACAACACAGAGCAGACUCCAACAACAUCACACAUAGGGAUAAAACUGCUCUCACUUCACAUACACACAGGGAAGGACACAAGUUUCAUUUCGAGGGAACAACAGUACUCGACCAUGAAAACAACAGUUACCGUAGAAACAUAAGCGAAAUGAUUCACAUAACACUAAACAAAACGGUGAAUUAUAGGGAAGACGUCAGUGGACUCAGUACAAUUUAA
Coccinella septempunctata (seven-spotted ladybird) is the source of this 1458-nucleotide messenger RNA. RefSeq lists its product as uncharacterized. The transcript has a single exon. The record is from RefSeq and is a predicted model, not a curated record. NCBI's taxonomy places the organism in Eukaryota, Metazoa, Arthropoda, Insecta, Coleoptera, Coccinellidae. Bases 1 to 1458 code for a protein of 485 amino acids.